Molecule: messenger RNA, 3665 nt
Organism: Bursaphelenchus xylophilus (pine wood nematode)
Lineage: Eukaryota; Metazoa; Nematoda; Chromadorea; Rhabditida; Aphelenchoididae
Source: the annotation of a GenBank genome assembly
AUGUCUGCCGAUACCUUUGUGGAAGUUGGAGGGACCGGGAAGAAACUGUCCGAGAAGAAUGUCGCUGUUAAAUUUGCCGUUGAUUUCUUAGCUGGAGGCGCUUCGGCCGCCUUGGCAAGAACACUCGUCGCCCCCAUCGAUCGUGUCAAGUUAUUAUUGCAACUACAGGUGAGAAUUUACAUUAAUUAUUCAUCUGGUAUUCUGUGAUUUCAUAGGUCUUAUUUUAAGCAUGCCCAACAAACAAUUGCUGAAGACAAGAGAUACAAAGGGAUCAUUGACUGCUUCGGAAGAGUGUUCAGAGAGCAAGGCCCUCUCACAUUUUGGCGUGGAAACGGUGUAAAUGUGGUCAGGAUCUUUCCCCAACAGGCUCUCAACUUUGCUUUCAAAGAUGCUUACAAAUUAGGAUUCAACAAAGUGGGAUAAAUUAUUUUUAUUUUGAUGAUGACAGUGCAAUUAUUACACAGAUUUGUUCAGGAUGUUGAUAAGAAGACCCAUUUCUGGCGAUUCUUCGCAGGAAAUCUCUUAUCUGGAGGUUUUGCUGGAGCGACUUCAUUGUGUUUCAUCUAUCCUCUGGACUUUGCUCGUACUCGUUUGGCUACAGAUAUUGGAAAAGGAGAGGCCCGGGAAUUCCGAGGAUUCUCUCAUUGUGUAUCAUCAAUUGUAAAGACGGAUGGGAUCAAGGGAUUGUAUCGAGGCUUCAGCUCUUCUGUUCAAGGAAUCUUUAUUUACCGGUAAGUUACAAUCGCUGUACUAGAACUAUUCUGAUCAUAUGUUUUGAAACCUUAUGUAGAGAUUCAUAAUGCCGACAUUUCUUUGAGCGAGGGUUUGCUGUUCCCACUUCCAAAACGACUUGCUUCUGUUAGGGCUUCAUCCAAAGAAGUAAAAACUUGGUGACUAUCGAUUUGCAUGUCUAACUUUUUUAGUCCCCUGAGUAUAAAAUCUGCAAUUUUUUAUGCAAUCAUUAUAGCAUUUUUACCGUGGACGUCGACAAAAUAAACCAAACAGCCAUCUUUUCGCAGCUCUAGGAUAACGUCAUUAAACUGCUUAAGACCGACGUAAUCAAUGUCACACAUCGCAGCGCAAUCAAAAAUGAAUAUCUUAGGUUUCGGGGCGUGUGUUGGUUUGGGCCAUCUUAGAUAUGUCUGUCUGACUUUCUUCUUGAAGAUAGUAGCGUUUGUAAAGAGUAGCAUUGACUCCAAUCUAAAGACGGCGAUGUGUUCUGAUUCCGUAUUUUUAUUGAAUUUGGCAGUCCAAUAUGGCCUAAAUCAAUUUGAACUCAUUUUAAUUAUAUUACCAUUGCGUUCGAGCGGAGACAGCGAAAAGUUCAAAUAGUACACCAAUAGCCAGUCCGUAGAUGACAUCAGAUAAUAAGGAAGCACAGAAUGUGACCACCCAAAUCGAAAAAUCCCAUUUGCAUAAACGCCAGAGUUUAGGAAGCUCGAAAAAACCCAUGAAUAAAGACCUUAGAGCGAUAACCACGAUGGCUGCUAGGGCCGACUAAAUCAUGGUUUUUAUAUAAAACUGCAUCCCUUACCAAAGGCAAAUAGUACAUUAAAGGUCCAAACACUAACAGUACUGUUAAUACCAGUAGACCACUUACAAUAUUGCACAGCUGAACAAUCAAUUUUAGUUUAUAGAAUAAUAGUUUUCUUACCGGGGAACUACCUCCGCAUUCAUCGAUAAUAAAAGGUCGGCCAAGGCCGGUGGAUGGAGGGAAAACUGGGGCGAAUCCAACCAGGGAUAAGGUGAUCCCAUACGCAUAUAAUUCCUGGUUGUCAUCUAUCUCAUACUUCUUUUUGACACAGAAAAUUCGAGAUAAACUUAAAUGAACAGCGAUGAUGACUAUAGACAAGGCGAUUGCGUCGAAGAUUAGGUCUUGGAAAAGCGCCAAGCGCGGUAACCUUGGUGUAGGGAGGCCUGUGGGGACCGUUCCAACCACUCGAACGUUGUGAUUGACAUCUAUUUGUAGUAUGUAAGCAGUUGAAAUCAUCGUUACUACCUAAGAUUUCGUGAUAUUCGUAAAGUAACUCACCAAUAUUAGUUCAUAGGGUAUUACAAAUUUCUGAGAAGGCCAAAUCUUGGCUAAGAUUAGGGUUAGGAGGAAUUUGCAGAAGCACAAGUAUAGGAUUGAAACAACGAAGAUACCAAAUGUAACGAUAUUUGUAUUGGGCACUUCCAUUGCAACUUGGUAAAUAUUCUUAAGGAAUAUAGACAAAAUAUUGUUAGAUUACUUUAAACAUGUAACCAAAGCCAUGAGAAUGUGGUUUGGCAACUCCAAGAAUUGUAUCUAAUUGAGUAACCAACACUUGGAUCGCAGCUGCCGUAAUAAAUCCACUGACCAGAGCUUCGGAAAAGUAUUCAGCGAAGAAUUCCAGUUUCAAAACAGCGAAUACAAGCUGAAUUGCAAACAUUUAAAUGUGAAUUACUAAUUGCGAUUACAUACACAACAUAGACCGACAAGAAAAGUGAGUGUAGAAACAAUAACUGAGGGGUCCAGAUCUUCUACAUUGGCCAUAGGUAGAAGAGAUCCAUUCGGGAAUUCGUAUUUACUCAUAGUUUGUUCUUGGGAAGCCUUACACAUGACAGAUACGAUGGCAAAGGGACCGAGAGAUCCAUGCAUCCAAGAAGUAAAGAAGGGAAAGAUAACAGCUCCCAGGAAGGUUGAAUAGAGUCCAUUCACAGGGGGGAGGCCUGCUAGGAUUGCAUAGGCCAUGCCUGGAAGCGUCAAUAUUCGAUUUCUUAAAAUGGAAUUACCUUGCGUGAUAUUAAAAAAAGCGAUCAUUAUUCCAGCCAUCAGAUCCCCAAAUAACUGCUGUUUUAAAUUGUAUUUUGGUAUCCAUGAUAGAAAAGGAAAUAAGCUUGCCAGGGAAUGAAGGAAAUAAUCCAAAGAACUGAACGGCUUCACGUAAGAUUUUGCGACUUUUCUGGAAAAGUUUGUUAGGUAUAUCCAGAAAAAUCUGUUACCUCCAGGCCGGAGAAUUGUCUGACCCAAUAAGGCCAAAUUCCUCUGAAUCGAUUGGCUUUCCAUUAACGGAAACUCGUCGCAUCCUUAUUGAAGAUACGACGUCGUUUGGAGUAGUUUGACGUUAAAGUGAAACCAAAUUUGCAAGGUCUCGUGUGUGAGUUUUAGCCGAUAAAUAUUCAAAUCCUUUGCGUCAGAAUUUGAUUGCAGUUCUUUCAACCCGUCAUUUGAUAACGUACAGAUCAUACCUUAAAAGAGUGACUUUUAAAAUUUAGUCAUAUUUGUUGGCUGGAGUAAGACUAUCUUUGAUUUUGAUGAUUAUUAAUAAUUUAUCAGCGUGUGACCGAUAAAACUGUUUUUCACUUUCAGGGCAGCCUACUUUGGUCUUUUUGACACGGUAGUGGGAACGGUGGUCGAGGACAAGCGGAAUCUUCCCUUCCUGGGCGCCUGGGUGAUCGGUCAGUUCAGUGUGGUCAGCGCCGGCCUUGUUUCAUAUCCAUGGGACACUGUCAGGCGCCGGAUGAUGAUGCAGAGCGGCCGAACCGACGUCCUCUACAAUUCCACCUUGCAUUGCUGGGCGAAGGUAUGGAAAGAUGAAGGAGGAUUUAGAGCCUUCUACAAGGGUGCCUACUCCAAUGUACUCAGAGGAAUGGGGUCAGCGUUGGUGCUCGCCUUUUACUCGGAGAUCACAAAGUAUGCCUAG